CUCUUGACUUUGGCCUCGAGGCUCGUUGCACUCGACCGUAUGUUCAAGGGACGUCCGAUGUUCCUAUACAUUUACUUGCCUUUCCCCCAUGCCAGCUUUUGUGUGCCGUCAUAUUCCUCUUCUCCGUUCAUCUCAGCCCAUUCUUUGAUCUUCAAUCGAGCCUACCAGCUACUUGUUCACCGACACCUUAGUUUGCUUGCGCACCACCGCCAAAGUGGGUGCAAACGCCAGCAGCCAGGCCCCCCCUGUCGAGCCCUGCACAGUCAAAGAGAUGUCUCGAAGAUACUACAUUGAGACGUCCUCGAUGGGGAAGCAACAGUUCGUCAAGCUCAAGCGAUCGCGCUCGCAUCACCAUCAUCGCGAGCACCACCACCACCGCCACUACGAGCUCGACUACUGCCCAGACUACUACAAGGUCAGCAAAGAGGAAUGGAACACACUCAAGCUCAGGGAGCGAUCAUUGGAGGAGCAGAACUGCGCCCUGGCGGAUGAGAACAAGGCGUUGCGGGCGAGUCUGGCCGCGUCGCAAGCAGAGACACAGCGCUUGGAGCAGUGUGUGAUCCCAGACCUACAAGCCGCCAACGCCGCGCUGCUCGCCGACAACGACAGCCUCCGCCGCUCCAUCGACAAUGCUGCCGAUCAUGCGUCCAAGCACGCAGGGGAAGUCGCCAAGCUACAAUGCAAGGUCGACAAGUUGGAACGCGAGCUCAAGGAGUCCAAGGAGGAGACGUGUGACCUGCGCUCGCGGAUACGGAACCUGACGCGCCAGCUGGACGGGAGCUGCAGCCGGCGCGUGUCUGAGCUGCUCAAGGAGCUGAGCUACUGGAAGCACGAAACGAGGUUCUGGAAGGACAAGUGGGAGGAUCUGAACAGGAGGCACCACGAGAUGCUCGAUACCCUAGAGAGCCGGACGGAGCGGAUGGAGUCGUAUGAGGAGAUUCUGAGGAGGCGAAGGAUUGUGUAGAGUUUCGUCUGUCAGCAAUGUAGUCAUUUGUUCAUCUGCCAUGCAGCUGGCUCACUUGUUUAAGUACUUAGUUCAUGUAUGACCCCACCCUUGGACGGAGGCGACUCCCGACACCCCCCGACGAAGACGUGCGUCGAUGAAGGAGGGGAAGAGGGGCCGGAUAU
This is a messenger RNA of Emericellopsis atlantica, 1128 nucleotides long. RefSeq lists its product as uncharacterized. The record is from RefSeq and is a predicted model, not a curated record. The transcript has a single exon. NCBI's taxonomy places the organism in Eukaryota, Fungi, Ascomycota, Sordariomycetes, Hypocreales, Bionectriaceae. The coding region runs from base 272 to 964 and encodes 230 amino acids.